Fonsecaea pedrosoi CBS 271.37 is the source of this 2571-nucleotide messenger RNA. RefSeq lists its product as uncharacterized. Gene Ontology annotation, cellular component: epsilon DNA polymerase complex. The transcript has a single exon. Bases 1 to 2571 code for a protein of 856 amino acids. The record is from RefSeq and is a predicted model, not a curated record. Gene Ontology annotation, biological process: error-prone translesion synthesis; DNA-templated DNA replication. Gene Ontology annotation, molecular function: DNA binding. NCBI's taxonomy places the organism in Eukaryota, Fungi, Ascomycota, Eurotiomycetes, Chaetothyriales, Herpotrichiellaceae.
AUGGAGGAGCCCAUUUCGACUCCUGGGCUACCCAGGCGAACAUACAAAGCCGGGUCUAACCUGCAGACUGAAGAACAAUUACUCUCCUCAUCGCCGGGUUUCGGUACACCGGCAUACCCCAUCAAGAGCCGACCGACAGAAGUUGCAAAGCCCUUUGCAGCGCAAUUGAACACUAGCAUAACUACACACAGCGCUGCUCCGACAGUCUUACCGAUCCUUCUUCCCCCUCAAACUCUCAGACCUGUGGCUUUCAGGACCCUCACGAAAAAACACAACCUAACCCUGACCUCCUCAGGUCUCGGCUUGCUCUCUACAUUCAUUGGUAAAUUCUGUGGCAGCGGUUGGCGAGAAGAAGGCCUUGCGGAACGUGUAUUGGACGAGAUAGCCAAAGCAUGGAAAAAGUGCGGAGGUGGCCUCCUCAUCGAGGAUGGGCCCGAGAAAAAGCUGUCCAACAUCUUGAAGACUCUAGAACCGUGCAUGUCAGGCGGGCGUCUGGACACUGGCAAACUCUCCCGGAAUAACAGUUCACUACCGAGUCCUAAUCUGUCCCGAACACCCUCAUAUACCGCCGGUAGACAAGAUGUGAAUAUAGAUAUCGGCCAGUCCAACUUAGGACUCUCGACGCUCAACGUGGAAGAUGGGGGUUCACGAGACCGAGUGGACGAAGAAGAGCAAUCUCAGUUGGAUGUUCGGUCAUACCUGAAAGUUGUUUCGGCGUUCGACCAGCCACGACUGAUGUAUUCGACUUCAUCAAAAAGCCUGGAGCCCAUCCACGGGACAACCAGCCUGCUCCCUCCGAUACAACACAAGAUAUCGAUGUUCAGAAAUCAUUACCAUCUCGUCCACCAGCGCCUAAUGCGGAACGAAUCAUUCCAGACUCCCUCAUUUGCGACCACCACGCGACCGCCCAGACUGAUGCACUCAGCAAGUGGCAUGACAACGAUACAACAAGCUUACAAGAUUACGCCAAUAGCAAACCUGCUUGGUCGAUCAGGAACUGCCCACCUUCUGCUCGGCCUGCUGGUACAUUCUCCCGCGGGAGAUCUCUCCCUGACAGACCUAUCCGGAAGCGUGGUCCUCGACCUCUCAAUAGCACGGCCGGUGCCUGAAGACGGCGUGUGGUUCUGUCCUGGCAUGAUAAUUCUUGUGGAAGGAACUUACGAAGAAGACGGCUCUCACAAUUCAAAUCUGGGUUCGGCCGCGGGUGUAGGUGGACAGAUCAAAGGUGUUUUUGUGGCCCAUACAUUGGCCGGGCCGCCAGCCGAACGACGAGCUAUAUCACUAGGUGUUUCCGCCGACUCGGGAGGUAACACACAUGCGAGCACGGGCGCAGGAUUUGGCUGGGUCGACUUUCUCGGGGUAGGGAGUGAGAAAGCGCUGGGGAACCAGAUGCGUCGACUGCAACGACGUGUCUUCCGACCACCCACUACCUUCCAGACUCUCAAUGUCCCGGAUGAUGACCAGAUCGAAACCGAGCCGCCCCGCCGCCAAAUUGCCCUGUUGGGGGAAUGUAACCUCGACAGUCCUCGAACACUAGAAGCAAUUCGCGCCAUUCUUUCAGCGUACAGCACCUCCAGCUCCGGUCAUAUAAGUGACCUGCCCUUCUCCAUCGUCAUGAUGGGCAACUUCGUCUCGGCGGCAAGCAUGUCAGGAUCCAGCAGGGGUGGUGGAAGCAUUGAAUAUAAAGAACAUUUCGAUGCCCUGGCUUCGAUCCUGGCAGAGUUUCCUUUAUUGGUGGCAAACACGACAUUCAUUUUCGUCCCGGGAGACAACGAUCCGUGGGUGAGUUCGUUCUCAGCGGGAGCCAGUUGCAUGCUCCCGAGACAGGGGGUGCCAGAGGUGUUCACCAGCAGAGUUCGACGAGCCUUCACUACCGCCAAUGCCGAGAUCCAUGGUGCAGCCAAAGAGAAAGACGCGCAAAAAGGAGAGAGCAUAUGGGCGACGAACCCGGCAAGAUUAAGUCUGUUUGGACCAUUGGAAGAGAUUGUGAUGUUCCGCGACGACAUCACAAGCCGCUUCCGACGCACUGCCAUCACUUUCCCGAAGCUCGAUGGAGAUGACGAGGGCGCCGAAGCAGCAGCAGCCGCCGCCGCCGCUAAUGUCCAGGACCAAAGCCAAGAGGCCUCGCAGUCGGAUAUGGAAGAGAUGGAUCUGGACAAUCCGAGAAGAAAUCUCGACAAAGCCGUCCAGAAUGCAACCUCCCACGUCCCUUCGUCAGACCCGACGCCAUCAAGUCCCCCAUCCAUUCAAGCGGCAAGGAAACUGAUCAAAACCAUCCUGGACCAGUCGCACCUCUCUCCAUUCCCUUUGUCGAUCCGUCCCCAGCUCUGGGAUCACUGCGCGUCAUUAUCCCUCUACCCACUGCCCACGGCACUGGUGCUCUGUGACGCCGAAAUGCCGGCCUUCGCGAUUAGCUACGAGGGAUGCCACGUGAUGAACGCGGGAAGGCUGGUGGACGAAUUCUCGCUGCGUAGAGGCCAAGGUGGCGUCAGCAGGGGCAGUGGUGUUGCGAGAUGGAUCGAGUAUGACUGUCGAAGCAGGAAAGGGGAGGAGAGGACAUUGAGGUUUUGA